GCGCGCUCUCUCCGUCCUUCGGCGGCUCGUUCCUCUUCUUCUUGCAAGGUUAAGGUUACGUCAGACGUGUUAUGUUAUAACCGUUGGGGCGCACUCCGCCAAGUUCAGUGUCUCGUCGAGAGUGGCCGCGACACAAGGUUCGCGACCAACGCUGCGCGCGCGACACUAGGCGAGGACUGUGCCAGCCUGUGAUAUACGAACAGUGAAAAGUUCAUGAACUUGGGUGUUGAAUUUGUUUGAACUGUAUCGUUUGACGCACUCGUCUGAAACUUUAUCCUGUGACCAUUCAGAGGUGACCGCAGCAGUCAGGCAGCGCGUCAACAAGAACGACGGCGGUUGCGGGUAGCGGUUCUGGAACCCACAGAUAAAAAAUGUCGCAACGGCUACUAGCUGACACAACAAUGCGAAUCAUAAUCGGCUUGAUACUAGUGGCGUACGCCGCCGAAGGCGCCAAAAAGUUUGAAGGUACGCUGAGAUCAGCGGCCGAAGCGCCUCCUCAAGAUAAUCUAGCAGUAGAAUCUGGUUCACCAGAACCGGCCGUUGUAUCGGCCCCUCAAGAAUACAAAAAUCCAGGCGCGCCACCACCUCCGAAAACCGCACCUGAAAAUGACGAGGACCCACCAGCAGUACCAGAAACAGCUUCCGGAGGCGUUCCACCUUCAGCACCCAGUGGAAUAUCAGCCCCGUCUGCACCAGCAAAUUCCCUGGAAGAAUGUGAUCCCGAGAUGAUCGGAUUCGAACUAGUAACUGGGUACGUGUUCUCGGCGCCGUCUCACAUUCUCGACGACAUCCCCGGCACUCUGAUGUUGACCGACUGCCUGGAGCAAUGCCAGGCCAACGACACCUGUCGCGCCGUCAACUACGAGACAGGUCUCUGUGUGCUCUUCAGCUCCGACGCCGACCAGUUGCCGGGUGCUCUAACCAAGUCUCAGUUUCCUGUCUUCACGAUAUACGCGCAGAAGUCAUGCCUUGGCGUGCGCCCUUGCGAGCGAGCGUGGUGCUUCGAUCGAGUCAGGGGUUACAAUCUUAAAGGACGCGGCAAAAGGACCCACACCGUCAGUUCUCGGCAGAUGUGCCUCGACCUUUGCCUUGGAGAAAACGAAUUCGUUUGCAGAUCAGCCAACUACAAUAACAAGACCGGGGAGUGUGUACUGUCUAACAUGGACCGUAUCACUUUAGCUGGAACAAGCGCAUUCCAACCAAAUGAAGAUACUGAUUAUUUAGAGAACAACUGCGUCGAAGAGCCUACAAAACUCUGUGAAUUUAAAAAAAUGGGUGGCCGUAUUCUUAAGACAGUGGAUUCUGUUUAUCAAGAUGUUCAGACUGUCGAAGAAUGUCGUGAACUUUGCUUGAAUUCACCUUUCCGUUGUCAUUCAUACGAUCAUGGUGAUACUGGCGACCAUGUUUGCCGGCUUUCGCAUCAUUCAAGAGCUACGCUUGCUGACAUACAGGACCCUUAUCUGGAAGUACCCGAAGCGGCAACAUAUGAAUUAUCAUCAUGCUACAAUGUUUCUAUCGACUGUCGUGCUGGUGAUAUGGUCGCCCGCAUUCAAACCUCGAAGCUGUUUGAUGGAAAGAUUUACGCAAAAGGCAGUCCUAACUCAUGCGCUGUUGAUGUCGAACAAAGUCUGGAAUUUGAAUUGCAUAUGGAAUACACGAAUAUUGAAUGUAAUGUGAAGCAAAAUGGCCUUGGAAGAUACCUGAAUGAUGUAGUCAUCCAACACCACGACACCAUUGUAACAUCAUCAGAUCUUGGCUUAGCCGUAGCCUGUCAGUAUGAUCUUACUAAUAAAACAGUAGCUAACGAAGUCGAUCUCGGAAUUCACGGUGACAUCAAGACUGGUCUCUCGGAGGAAGUGAUCGUCGACUCGCCCAACGUAGCUAUGAGAAUCACUGACAGAAGUGGUGACGACACUAUCGCAUCUGCUGAAGUUGGAGAUCCCUUGGCCCUUCGCUUUGAAAUUAUGGACCCAAAUUCACCUUUCGAGAUAUUUGUGCGCGAACUUGUCGCUAUGGAUGGAGUAGAUUCGAGUGAAAUUACUCUUAUCGAUAGCCGUGGUUGUCCUACAGACCAUUUCAUCAUGGGACCAGUUUUCAAAUCAUCGCUGAGCGGAAAGAUGUUGUUGUCUCACUUCGAUGCUUUCAAGUUCCCGUCAUCCGAGGUGGUUCAGUUCCGUGCUUUGGUUACCCCGUGCAUGCCUACUUGUGAACCAGUUCAGUGUGAUGGUGGCCCCAACGAACUCCGCACUGUAUCUUCCUAUGGACGCAGGAAGAGGCGUUCGACUCCGGCGGCACCCACCGAAAACAUGCUUUUGGUGCAGACUAUUCAAAUCACCGAUAAAUUUGGAUUUGAUAAACAACGUGCCAAGAAUACCACUGAAGACUCGGUGUAUAUCAGAGAAACUGAAGUGACUUGCGUGAAUGCUGCGGGUGCUAUGCUUGCAGCGGCUGCUUUCUUGGCGGCUCAAUUAGUAGUGCUUGCAGCGUGGACCUGCAGCUGGCAACGAAGACGUGCGGCUGCGAAAGCGGCCGAAUUACUUCCAGGACCCAACGCCCCUUCUUCCCUAUGCAAAGUUUACGAUGCCAGUUUCUCUCGUACGCACCAGAGGCAUUUCUGAGUAAAUGGAAACAUGUCGACGUGAUCAGCGUCCGCAAUAAUAGUUUAUUUAAUUAGCUUAAAAACCCCCGUCGUGUCCCGGCUCGUGAGGCCGACAUUUUCGCCAGAGAGAGACGUCCACCUUUUACGAAGUGUAGGGGAACGAUAGCGGUUAUUAAUGAUAUUGUCCGAAGUCUUCCGCGCUAUACGCUACGUACGGGCGGGCACGGAAGAGCACGGCAAGGAGACGGGGACGACCAGAAGAGCGUGUGUGUUUGAAGAUGGAUGCAAGAAGCGGUUCGGUGCAUAGAGAAUCGCGUGAUGGCUGUGUGAAGUGUGCGAUAACGCUCGCUUGUCCCCAUCUCUGGUGUCGUCGGCGGGACCAUGGCCGUGUGUCGUUAUCAAGAUCAUGUCGCUCAUUCGUUCACUUUACGCUCGGAAUUCCACACGGAAAUCCGAAUCCGUAUUGUACCAUAUUUUUUAAACUAGAGUAAGCCUGAUUUUAAUGAUAGUGAUAAGUAAAAGUAAUAUUUCAGUACCUUUUAACUAGAUAACCGAACGUGCGACCUAAGUCAAGAGACGAUGGAUUGACGGCCGUCCCGACAUCGUAAUUUAUUUAAAUUAGGCUAGUUUCUUUUGACGUAAUUUAUGUUCGAUGAUCGAAUUAUACCUAUUUAAUGAAUUCUUAAUAUAAAUAAAUAGCUAAACAAUUCAUGUAGCUUACGACUUAAAUGUGUACUGUCAUCUACAAUGUAAACUAAAAGUAUUUUAUUAUGAUGCUAGUGCCUUAAAAUUAUAAUGUUUAUAUAGCAGAACGUUGUUAUAAAUAUAUAUAUUUCAACAAACCGUCCAUUUGUCAUGAUCUAAAAUAAAUUUUCUAAAAAUA
Molecule: messenger RNA, 3482 nt
Organism: Chilo suppressalis (striped riceborer)
Lineage: Eukaryota; Metazoa; Arthropoda; Insecta; Lepidoptera; Crambidae
Source: the annotation of a GenBank genome assembly